UGAGGAGAUGGUUCUCGCCAUGCUGGGGGCUCUGUACCCCAGGGCCAGGCUGAGCCUCUUCCUCCUGGACCUCGUCUUGGCAGCCGCACUCCUCGGCCCCCAGCCACCGAGGCCUCAGCAAUCUGUUCCUGAAGAAUUUUCAGGCCCUCUAGAACUCUCGCAGCCAUUUUCCGGCCUGGUGGAUGACUAUGGGAUUCGACCCAAGCACCCCCGGCCACGAGGGCCUCGACCCCUGCUCUCCCAGGCCCAGCAGCGCAAGCGGGACGGGCCAGACAUGGCAGAGUAUUACUACGACGCGCACCUGUGACGGGAGCCCCUUAUAAAGCUAUUCUGGGCAGCAAA
Leopardus geoffroyi (Geoffroy's cat) is the source of this 342-nucleotide messenger RNA. It is a transcript of the gene FREY1, whose product is annotated as chromosome D1 C11orf94 homolog. The transcript is spliced from 3 exons. The record is from RefSeq and is a predicted model, not a curated record. NCBI's taxonomy places the organism in Eukaryota, Metazoa, Chordata, Mammalia, Carnivora, Felidae. The coding region runs from base 8 to 307 and encodes 99 amino acids.